AUGACUCUUCUCCAAUUUUUACGACAAGCCCGGCAAAUACACCUCAAAUUCCUCUCGGGUGCCCUUCCUGACCCUCCAAUCUAUGUCAUCGGCAAUCCUUCCGCCGACCUUGACUCCAUCGUUUCAGCAAUCAUCUACUCCUACUGCGCGAACAACCGGCUCCCAGUCAAAACCCCACGACCCCAUAUCCCACUCCUAAACCUGCCCAAUUUCCCCGCUGGCACAGAGCUCUAUCGACUAAGACCGGAAUUUUCGGCUGCACUAUGGUCGUCAACCAAUUUCCCAGCCCUGAAAAGUGAAGAGCAAUUCGAGAACACCCUACAAUCUGCGGGGGAUUUUCUUCGCGAACAUGUUAUGACCGUUGCAGACUUCGCGCAGUCUCUCGAAGACCAACAUGUCUGGAAGCAGAUACUCGCCGAUGCGACCCUGGUAGAUUGGAACGCGUUCCCGCGCCCUUCAAAGACCGACAAAGGCACUGGAUUCCUAACCGGGUUACCGGGUGUCUCCUUCCGGACUGUUGGAUGUGUCGAUCACCACAUCGACGAGAACGCCAUGCCAAACACCGACGAAUUACCAAAAGGCCAGCCGAUGAUUAUCCAGCCGGGUCCUGGGUCAUGUGUAUCACUCAUCAUUCGAGAGUUGCAGCAACGAAAACUCUGGGACUCGAGCCCGGAGAUGGCGCAGGUUGCGAAACUUGCUCUUUCCGCGGUCCUAAUUGAUACCUCUAAUCUCACCGCCGAAGGCAAAGUGACCGAUGUAGAUCGGAUGGCUGUAGAAUUCCUGCAAUCUCAAAUCGAGGCGGAAUCAAAAGCUGCGGCCAAUUCAAAAGACCAUUGGGACCUGGAGGCGUUCUAUAAAAGCAUUCUUUAUGCUAAGCAGAAUAGUCUCGAUCUUCUUACGAUGGGUGAAGUGUUGGAUCGUGAUUACAAAGACUGGACUGAGACCUCACAGUCCUCGGGGAAGACUGUGAGAAUGGGCUUCUGCUCUGCUGUCAAGCCCAUGCGGUGGAUUGUACGGAAGGCGGGUGGUCCGGAUAAAUUCCUCGAUGAUCUGCGCUCGUUUGCAACCUCCGCCGAGAAAGACUUGGAUGUGCUUGUUGUCAUGACGGCGUUUACGGGCACUAAAAACAAAUUUUGCCGCGAGCUGUUUGUCAGCGUGAUGCGUGAUAAUGACUCGGCUGUUAAGGGUGUCAAGAGGUUUGUGGAGCACUGCUCUGACCAUCUUGGGCUCAUAGAGUGGUCCCCGCUCGAUGGGGAGGAUAUCCCUGAGCUGGCAGGAGAUUGUCUUUCCACGUUGAAUGAGGAAUCGUCCCUCUGGAGGAAACUGUGGGUGCAAACCAACGCGGCUGGGAGUAGGAAACAUGUUGCGCCAUUGCUACGGGCAGCGGUAGCUAAAUUAUAA
Messenger RNA from Penicillium griseofulvum, 1401 nucleotides. RefSeq names its product putative exopolyphosphatase. Gene Ontology annotation, cellular component: cytoplasm. Gene Ontology annotation, molecular function: exopolyphosphatase activity. Lineage: Eukaryota; Fungi; Ascomycota; Eurotiomycetes; Eurotiales; Aspergillaceae. The coding region runs from base 1 to 1401 and encodes 466 amino acids. The transcript has a single exon. The record is from RefSeq and is a predicted model, not a curated record.